AUGGAGAACUCACAUAAGAACGGAACUUUGACUGAUAUUCUUGAGCCCAAAGAAGCCGUAGAUGCGGUCGCAAAGUAUGCACCGCCUCAGGAUCACAGCAAUGGACGACGUGGCGCACACAACGAGGGUCUUUGCGAAGAUUGCGCCGUCUUGGAUUUGGGUGUACACUGCUUCAAAGUUCAACCUGGCUCCACAAAGCCUGCAGGCAAACCGGUACAAGAUCAGCCAGCGGCAAUCCGCUCGUACACAACACCCCAUCAUCUUGGAAGCCUGAGUGAUAUUCGGAAUCGAUCAUCGGAAUGCGAGAUGUGCGCUUUGAUCAUAGACUCGGUGGAGGAAGCAGGGACUCAAAACCCGACCGGUGACGUCUUGGACGCAGCUGCAGAGCAUGCGCUUGAGAAUGCCAAAUGCUCCAUCAGCUGGGAGAUUGACGGUCGUGAGGCGUCCAGGUCCAAGAGCCGCGGCCACAACCCAGCGAAUACAGUCCGGGGGAUAACCAGACGCGUGCACAUUCGAUGGGACCACCCCCGGCUUUCAGACGCUUACCUGGUCUACGUUGCACCAGAGAGAUUCGCAAGGACGGCGUCCGAUGCUGACCGUGUCUGGGCCAAGGACUCGCUUUUCUUGGGGCGCAAGAUUACCGAAGAUAUCGAGAACCAAGCUCUGAUCCGAUCAUGGCUAGAUCUUUGUCAAAAAUCACAUCGGGGCCCGUGUCGUCAAAAUAAGGACGAAGGUGUUGAACGCUUUGUCGAGAUGGUGUCGCACUCUUACUUCGGUGUCAUCGACGUACAGAACAUGCAACUCACCCAGCUACCUUGCAAGUCUCGAGAGAGAUCUCGCGAUGGUAGAGAACGAAGGUAUGCAUGGGGAACAGAUAUGCAUGAGCCAUAUGUUGCACUUAGCUACGUAUGGGGAACCGACGAGACGGCAUACACAACUUUGACGGACAAUGUCAUGCUUCACCGUAUGCAUGGUGGACUUGAAGAUGUUCUUCUCCGACUGCCGAAGGCUAUCCAGGACGCAAUCGACCUCGUCCGCAGACUUGGCUUUAAAUACAUGUGGAUAGACCGACUUUGCAUUGUCCAGAAUAGCUCGCGAUCCUGGAAGCUCAAUGCAUUUAACAUGGACCUUAUUUACGGCAACGCAGCACUUACUAUAUGUGCGGCGGAUGGAGAUGCAUCGAUCGGGUUGAGGGCCAUGCGACCAAGUACUCGCAACACCAAACAGUACAAGCGCAUGAUCAACCCUCAUCUUGAACUAAUGGUCACACGCCCACCCGAGAUCUACAUUCGCUCCUCGGAAUGGAACGAGCGGGCCUGGACAUUUCAAGAGCGGCUCCUCUCUCGCCGCUGCCUGAUCUUCACUAACGGAAGAGUGUACUUCCAAUGUCGAUCGACUGGCAUGUCGGAGGACAUCUUUGGAGACCAAAAGGGAGCGGGUUGGUCGUUGGACCUGGUCGAUGCGCCUAUGCAAAUGUUCCGACAACUUGACGACCGUGCAUUCUGGGUGUACAUGAAGUGCGUCGAGCUCUACACCGAGAGAAAGCUGACUCAAGCCAAAGAUAUCCAGGCAGCUUUCAGUGGUAUGGCUAACAUGAUGGAGGAACGCAUGAAUGCGCCUUUCAUACAUGGACUUCCUAGUUCCCACUUUGAUCUGGCUCUUCUUUGGGAACCCGUUAGUGAUCAACGCAGGAAGGUCACUCGGGAAGGCGCGCUGUUCGGCGCUGGACCAGUGGUUUCCGAAGGCCUCGUCUCAGCCCCGGCGCCGGUUCACACCGCAGACUUCUUCGAUAUGUUCUUCGAGGAUAACGAAAAAGAAUUUAGUAUCACACUGCGAGAUUAUCCGUACCGCGUCGUGAAGGCUCCCUUCGAACCGAAGCCUGAGACGUCCGAAUUCCCUCUGCUUCCGAUUCUGCAGUUCCGUACAUGGCACACCUGGCUGUACAUCAAACAUAACGGCCCAUCGGAGCGGCAGUUUCAUGACCGCAAGCUUCUUAGCAUGGGCACGGAAAGUGGUCUGGCGCGAUAUCAUAUUGCAGAUGAGAUGGGCGAUUGGUGUGGCUCAGUGGUUUUGGAAGCUGAAUGGGCAGCCAAAGCGAGCGACAAGCAAGAGUUUAUCGCCAUCUCCGAAGCGAAGAGUUUUACGCGUGAUGAGUGCCCAGAGUGGACAUACUACAUCCCCAAAGAGAGAGAGCAAAGCGAGUGGGACUUGUUCUACGUCCUUCUGAUUGAGAGAAAAGAUGAAAAGUGGGAGAGAGUCGGUGUCGGAAAGGUUUUCAAGGAGGCCUUCCACAAUUCGAAGCAAAAGGAGAUCAUGCUUAGUUGA
Messenger RNA from Colletotrichum chrysophilum, 2325 nucleotides. RefSeq lists its product as uncharacterized. The transcript has 3 exons. Bases 1 to 2325 code for a protein of 774 amino acids. The record is from RefSeq and is a predicted model, not a curated record. NCBI's taxonomy places the organism in Eukaryota, Fungi, Ascomycota, Sordariomycetes, Glomerellales, Glomerellaceae.